Bolinopsis microptera is the source of this 1467-nucleotide messenger RNA. Its product is annotated as transcription factor Sox-7-like. Bases 1 to 1389 code for a protein of 462 amino acids. Gene Ontology annotation, molecular function: RNA polymerase II cis-regulatory region sequence-specific DNA binding; DNA-binding transcription factor activity, RNA polymerase II-specific. Lineage: Eukaryota; Metazoa; Ctenophora; Tentaculata; Lobata; Bolinopsidae. Gene Ontology annotation, biological process: regulation of DNA-templated transcription; cell differentiation; anatomical structure morphogenesis. The transcript has 8 exons. The record is from RefSeq and is a predicted model, not a curated record.
AUGCAGCAUCAGCCUCGCCAAUCUGGGGAGGUCAAUAUCAUGGAAAUCAUCAAGAGCUUCAACUGGAACAUCACUCCUGAUAGGGUUGACUACACCACAUUGGCUGACGACGGAACAAAAAGAAUCAAAAGGCCCAUGAACGCUUUCAUGGUCUGGGCUCAGGCGGCCAGAAGGAAGUUAGCAGAACGACAUCCUUACCUCCACAACGCAGAACUCAGCAAGACACUGGGCAAAGUGUGGAAGCAACUCAGCGAGCCAGACAAAAGACCCUUUGUGGACGAGGCAGAGAGGUUGAGGCAACAACAUCGCCGCGAACAUCCCGAGUACAAGUAUCGCCCAAAAAGGAGGAAAUCUUCGCCUCUCAAAGGGAUCCAAAUAGACGAAGCUAUCAGUCUGAAGGAGGAAACAGACGUUCAAAGAAGCUGUCUCAACCAAGUUCAAAUAGUCAAUCAGGAGUCUAUACCCAACUCAGUACUCCUUGCCUCAUCUCCUCUCCAGUUCUCCUCCCCUCAAACCUCUUUCUACCCCUACACAGCCAGCUCAAACCUCCAGAGAUCUCCUUACAAUCCUGUUGACGACACAACCAUAACCUCGAGAUCUGAUUACAUCACUGGGAGACCCGACUACGUCACUUCCAGGGGUGAUUACAUCGCAUCAAGACCAGACUACAUCACCUCCAGAGGAGACUACAUCAGUAACCAAGUCUUCACUUCCCUCACCUACUCCAGACCAACCACUGGAGAUGUUGUAUACACCGCCUCCUCACCUAAUGCUCAGAACUGUGGUAAUGCCGAUGAAACUAUUCUCCGGGAUAUGGUAGCCAACUUUGCCGCCAGAGGCACUGACAUGGCUCACUCCCUUGCUUCACAGAGUUUGGGAUUAGGAAAACAAGAUCCACCUCUGAACAGACCGGACCAGGUCUUGAGCCCUAGGUCAUUAGAUCACCUUAACCAUCGACCGUCAGUCAGGGCUGAACCGUAUCCAACGAGGAAUCCAGCUCACGGUGAACAUAAAACUCACAACUCAAACAUUCUUUCUCCAAUAGCAAGAUCUAUUCGAAUGGCCAACGAAGUCACCGGAAUAUCUACCGCGGAGUACUACCCUAACUACGCUGGUUUGGCGACUGAAACGUUUGCGGAGGAACCCGGCACGGCGGGAACGAGUUUGUUAGGAGCAGCGAGUUCGGGGCUGUUCGGAAGUAGCAACCCACCCAACUCUAGCCUCCUUUCUGAUCUCUUCGUCGAUACCAAGGAAUUUGAUCGGUAUCUCCCAGAGGAACAACACGCAGCUGACUUUCAGCAGAAGGAGACAGUCCCUCUUACCCACCACUACUACCCUCUCGUUAACUACUCUCGCGAGUUUGCCUGGACUAGCCAACUUUCAGUCUGACUCGCUCCUCAUUUGCUCAGUCUGAUUGGCUCCUGAUUUGCUCAGUCUGAUUGGCUCCUCAUUUGCUCAGUCUGAUUG